AUACUUUGAAAGGGAGGUGACAACUUAAGCAACACAGGAAGAGACGUGGAGGCACAAAAAAGUGCAAAUCGAAGGUUGUGUGCUUUUGAGCAGGAAUGCCACAGUCCAAGAGCGAGAGCGACAGGACGAGGUGCGUGAGGGAUGUAGAAGGACGUCGUGUUCUGAAAGAGGAGCAGGAAGAUAAGGUUGAUGAUCUAAAUAUCCAUGCUUCAGUCCAGUCUGAAGAAAACCCUUCCUCUCAGAGUGCUGAUAAAGCAGCGCAUACACAUAUUCUUCAGUUAGCAUUUCAGAGUCCUCAGCUGACCCAGAAUAGACCAUCUGUGCUCCGUUCCACCUCUCUACUACAUCUGGGACACACCGAUUUUUCUCGUUUAUCACCAAACGAGUGUGACCCAGCAGUCAACAGUAGAGAAAAGGCCACAGGAUAUAGCUCUAGUCAAGCUUUAGCUUUCAUAAAUCAGCGCAAAACACCCAGCAUUCAGCUGAACAGCCUUGUCCAAUCAGAAGUGGUAAGCUGUCUUUUUGUCAAUGGACGGUGCCGUUGGCCUGGCUGUGAUGAAGCUUUUGAGGAGUACCCUGUUUUCCUAAAACACCUGAACCAUGUACACAACUGUGGAGAAAAAACUAUUGCGCAAUGGAGGGUACAGCAGGACAGGGUGCGGCAUAUGGAGAAUCAGCUCAUUCAGGAGAGACAGAGACUUCAUGCCAUGCAGCUCCAUCUAAGGCUGUCUGAACACAACUCAGCACACCCAAGAGCAGGCCUAGGCUGGUGGAGUCCACUGGCAGCGAUCAUGCCCCCACCCGAGGAGCCAGAUGGAGGGGCAGAGUGGGCCAGUGAUGCAGCAGGACGCCAGGAAUACUGGCCCACGCCUGCCCCUCACCUGCUGUCAGAUUUCAUCAACAGUAUGGAAUGCUACAAAUAUGUCAAUAUUAGGCCUCCAUAUACCUAUGCCUUUCUUAUCAGAUGGUCAAUAUUGGAGGCACCAGACAAGCGAAGAGCACUGAAUGAAAUCUACAACUGGUUCAUUCGAAUGUUCUUUUACUUCCGUCACAACACUCCCACUUGGAAGAACGCAGUGCGCCACAACCUCAGCCUCCAUAAGUGUUUCGUGCGGGUGGAUGGAGGGAAAGGGGCUGUAUGGACCGUGGAUGAAAGGGAGUUUCAAAAGAAAAAGGGCCAAAAGUUCAACAGGGACUCUGGUUUGAAAUGGCUGACACCUUAUCCCCAUUCUCCCCAAGUGUCUUAGGUUUCCCCAACUGAGACUCUCUUGCUGUCAAUAAUGGUGAAAAAUGUUUUAUUUUAUUUUUUUUCAUUUGACUUGUUUCAGUGGAAAAUGCAGUGGAAAAUACUUCAUGCAGAAUGUUAUAAUAAUGCUAAACGAAAUAAAUUAGCGUGAUUUGCGUGAUUAAAGUAGACCUCUACAAAAAAUUAUCUAUUUUUCAAACUUAUAUGAUAUUUUUAGUGUUUUGUUAACAUUUAAAUAUAAGCCAUGUGAUCCUUUUUACUAUGCUAUUUUUAUACUCAAACGUACAAUAAUCCAAAGUGGUGUCUCAUAAUUUGUCCUACUGCAGUAAUCCAAAUAUGGGUGAGUCUUUAAAGAAGCUACAUUGUAUUAAUAUCACUUAUGUGUAUUGUGUCUAUUAUACAUAAAUGUUCCAGAAUACUAACAUUCAGCA
Molecule: messenger RNA, 1677 nt
Organism: Colossoma macropomum (tambaqui)
Lineage: Eukaryota; Metazoa; Chordata; Actinopteri; Characiformes; Serrasalmidae
Gene: foxp3b
Product: forkhead box P3b
Exons: 13
Coding region: 96-1247 (383 amino acids)
Biological process (GO): regulation of transcription by RNA polymerase II
Cellular component (GO): nucleus
Molecular function (GO): RNA polymerase II cis-regulatory region sequence-specific DNA binding; DNA-binding transcription repressor activity, RNA polymerase II-specific
Source: RefSeq, a predicted model, not a curated record